ACGUCAACAAGCAGAGAGAGGAGAGGAGAGGAGCCCGUCCCUGCCCUCAGAGGAGCAGCUGAGCGGAGCAGCCUCAGAAGGAGAAGAGUUUCCUGCAGGUGGACAUGUUGGAUCCGCGCGUAAAGACGCUCUGAACGCGGAUGACAAAAACAACCUUCACCACUUUUAUUUCUUAAUUUCUUCACGAUCAAGAUCAGAAAAUGCUGGCAAGGAAAAGCAUUAUCCCGGAGGAGUUCGGUCUGCCGGGGCUGGUCUCCCGGCUGCCCCGAAAACCGGUGUUCAGAGACCGCGUGAACAAGGCGCGCUUCAUCGCCAAGAACGGCUCGUGCAACCUGGCGCACAAGAACAUCCGGGAGCAGGGCCGAUUCCUGCAGGACGUGUUCACCACGCUGGUGGACAUGAAGUGGCGCUUCACGCUGGUCAUCUUCACCACCACCUUCGUCAGCAGCUGGCUGCUCUUCGGCAUGAGCUGGUGGCUGGUGGCGUUUGCGCACGGAGACCUGGACCCGGAGGGGCAGACCGGAGCUCACUGCGUCACCGCCGUCAAGUCGUUCACUUCGGCCUUCCUGUUCUCCAUCGAGGUUCAGGUGACCAUCGGCUUCGGGGGGCGGAUGAUAACGGAGCAGUGUCCGACCGCCAUCACCGUCCUCAUCAUGCAGAACAUCGCCGGGCUCAUCAUCAACGCCGUCAUGCUGGGUUGUAUCUUCAUGAAGACGGCUCAGUCGAACCGCCGAGCAGAGACGCUGAUCUUCAGCCGUCACGGCGUCAUCGCCGUCAGAAACAACAGUCUGUGUUUCAUGAUCCGUAUCGGGGAUCUCAGGAAGAGCAUGAUCAUAGGAGCGACCGUCCGACUCCAGGUGGUGAGGAAGACGACCACUCCCGAGGGCGAGGUGAUCCCCAUCCAUCAGAUCGACGUCCAGACGGAGAGCGCCGCCGCCAGUAACAGCCUGUUCCUCCUCGCCCCGCUCAUCAUCUGUCACAUCAUCGACAAGAACAGCCCGCUGUACGACCUGUCCGCCAUGGAGAUGCAGUGCAGCGACCUGGAGGUGAUCGUCAUCCUGGAGGGGGUCGUGGAGACGACGGGGAUCACGACGCAGGCCCGCACCUCCUACAUCUCCGAGGAGAUCCAGUGGGGUCACCGCUUCGUUCCCAUAGUGACCGAGGAGGAGGGCGUGUACUCGGUGGAUUACUCCAAGUUUGGGAACACAGUGAAGGUAGCGACGCCUCGCUGCAGCGCCCGAGAGCUGGACGAGAAGCCGUCCAUCCUGAUCCAGACGCUGCAGAAGAGCGAGAUGUCGCACCAGAACUCUCUGAGGAAGCGUAACUCCAUGAGGCGCAACAACUCCAUGCGGAAAGGCGGAGCGAGCAGCGGCGGCCUGCGCAGGAACAACUCGGGGCUCCUCGCGCCCAAAGUCCAGUUUUACACCUCGACCGAGGGCGGCGCCAGCCUGAACGCCGUCACCUGACAUGAGGCCCGCCUCCUGCUGGCUGCCCUGCUCCUCCUGGCGGGAAGGAGGAUUGUGGGUGUUGUAGUUUCUCCUGCUCUAACGGGACUCAUUCUUUCAUUAACGGCUUUUUCUAGUCUUCACUCGCAGCACUUUUUACUUCAUGAUCUUUUUUCUAAUAAAUUGUGUUUUAUCUUUUCCUUAUUCAAAUGUUAGGGACGUUUUCUCAGCACUGAUCGAGCCACCAGACACCAAAACAUUUUGUUUUCUAAAAACUAACCAUUGAAGCAAUAAUCACAAGCACUGGACCUUCACAUCUAGUUGACUGUUAACUGUUUUAGGAGACAUAUUUUUGUAUUUUCAUAAAUUCACAGUUAACUGGUGGCGAUAAGUCACCAUACUGUACGUGUGUAUUUUUCACUUUAUUGUGUCAUUUGUGUUGUUUGAGAAUAAACACACUCACUUCAUAUAAA
This is a messenger RNA of Labrus mixtus (cuckoo wrasse), 1918 nucleotides long. It is a transcript of the gene kcnj8, whose product is annotated as potassium inwardly rectifying channel subfamily J member 8. The transcript is spliced from 6 exons. Gene Ontology annotation, biological process: potassium ion import across plasma membrane; regulation of monoatomic ion transmembrane transport. Bases 201 to 1466 code for a protein of 421 amino acids. Gene Ontology annotation, molecular function: ATP-activated inward rectifier potassium channel activity. The record is from RefSeq and is a predicted model, not a curated record. Gene Ontology annotation, cellular component: plasma membrane. Lineage: Eukaryota; Metazoa; Chordata; Actinopteri; Labriformes; Labridae.